AUGGCUGCUCGUGUUCCGUUAAUCUUCGGCACUAUGACCAUUGGUCAGGCUAGCCUAGGUGCAGUCCGUACAUCGGAUAUGGCGACGGCCCAGAAUCUCCUUGACGUGUUCUACGGCCACGGUUACAAGGAGCUCGACACCGCUCGCAACUACGGCAAUGGAACCACCGAGGAGUAUUUAUCCAAGUUGGAUCUCAAGGACUCCACUAUCGACACCAAGGUCUAUCCCAAUAGUCCGGGCGACCACAAGCCUGCCAAGCUGCGCGAAACAUUCCUGACCUCGCUCAAGGCGCUUGGACGUCAAAAGGUACGAGUGCUGUACCUUCACGCGCCAGACAGGAGCGUGCGUUUUGAGGAGACACUGGAGGAGAUGAACAACCUCUACAAGGAGGGCCUUUUCGAGAUCUUUGGGCUCUCAAACUAUGCCGCCUGGGAAGUCUCUUCCAUCUGCGAGAUCUGCAAGGGCCGUGGAUGGGUCAUGCCCGGUAUCUAUCAAGCAAUGUACAACGCCUUGCAGCGUGCUAUCGAUGUCGAGCUCGUUCCUUGCCUGCGCAAGUACAACAUCCGCCUGGUCGUGUACAACCCUCUUGCUGGCGGCCUUUUCUCUGGCAAGAUCACUUCAGUUGACCAGCUUCCGGACGAGGGCCGUUUCAGUGGAGACAGUUCUGGUGCAAAGAUGUACCGGGAACGUUAUGUGAAGGAGACCUACAUCAACGCAUUGAAGGAUAUCAAAACCGUCGGGGACAAGCACGGUUUGAGACUGACCGAAAUUGCGCUUCGGUGGUGCCAGCAUCAUUCUGCCCUCACCCCGAAGAACGGUGUCAUUCUAGGAGCCAGCAGCGCCGAGCAGUUGGAGAUGAACUGUACGGACAGUGCCAAAGGCCCGCUUCCCGCGGAUGUCGUCGAGGCGCUGGAUAAGGGCUGGACGAAUGUUGGGCCCAGCGCCCCUCUGUACUGGCGCUAA
Dacryopinax primogenitus is the source of this 963-nucleotide messenger RNA. RefSeq names its product Aldo/keto reductase. The record is from RefSeq and is a predicted model, not a curated record. Lineage: Eukaryota; Fungi; Basidiomycota; Dacrymycetes; Dacrymycetales; Dacrymycetaceae. The transcript has 5 exons. Bases 1 to 963 code for a protein of 320 amino acids.